AUGGUGGUUUUGGAAAAUGUGUCUAUAGUGCCGAACAUAAAUAUCGAUAAAUUUAAAUCGGGUAUCAGGGAACUCAGUGUUUGGGCGCAAAUGGAUUCGGACAAUUUUGUACAAUAUAGACACCAUUGGUUUGCAAACGAAAACAUGCCUGAUAAUAAACCUGCAAUUAUGUUAUACAUACUAACGGAUUUGUGCUGGUUUUCAUUGGACAAUGUAAUUAACUACAAUUUCGAACAUUUCAGACUAGGGCAUGCAAAUUUGCUGGUACCAAUAGCAUUUUACAUAUCUUCAGAAUUAUUUAUUGAAAUUCUUGAGGCAAUAAACUAUUUGCACUCAAAAUCUAAACCAAUAAAGCACCGUAGUAUACAACCAAGCAAUAUACUAAUCAAGCACCAUGCUCAUGGACGUUUCGUAAAAUUAGCCGAUUUUGGUCUAGCUAUUGAACAUCAAACUGAGUCCCAGUCCCAUACACAGUUCCCUAACGCGGGUAAGUAUAUGGCACCUGAGGUCAAGCAGAGUCGCAAAUAUGGCCUAUCAUCAGAUGUUUACAGCAUUGGCGUUUUGGCACAGGAUCUAUUUAACUUCGAUAUUAAUAAGUUUGAGUAA
Molecule: messenger RNA, 606 nt
Organism: Oppiella nova
Lineage: Eukaryota; Metazoa; Arthropoda; Arachnida; Sarcoptiformes; Oppiidae
Source: the annotation of a GenBank genome assembly